AUUCUUUAAACAGAAAAAAAGUGAAGUUUGUGUUUUCUUGUAAUCCACUGCCUGUUGGAUAUUGACAUUUUGUUGACGUGAAAGCAAAGCCUACAAAAAGACAGCGUACUAUACGCGCCGUCCGUAGUCCUAACUCCUACGCCUUCUUAUACCCCCAUCCACGCACUGAUCACUCAAUUCCACCACCGCUCUCUUCACUUGCUAGCUGCCUUCAAGACCUGUGCUUUGCCUUUAAGAUUGUGGUGGUGUUGUAAGCGGUGAGUGAACAUAUGGGUUCGUGGAAGCUUUCUUGCACUCUUCUUCUGAGCUUUUUCUUCGUCGGCCUUUGUUUUACAUAUCGAUGCUCUGCUGUUGAACUUGAUGCGAACCUGACUGCACGAUUGUUCGUUAAUGCUUCUGCGGGUCGGGUGAUACCAGAAACGCUGUUUGGAAUAUUCUUCGAGGAGAUAAACCAUGCUGGAGCUGGUGGGAUAUGGGGAGAGCUUGUGAAUAACCGGGGUUUUGAAGCUGGGGGGCCUAACACACCGUCAAAUAUUGAUCCUUGGUCUAUCAUUGGUGAUGGGUCAUCUUUAACUGUAUCUACUGACCGUUCUUCUUGCUUUGAGCGUAAUAAGGUUGCACUGAAAAUGGAGGUGCUUUGUAACAGUAAAGGCAAUAAUAUUUGCCGAGCUGGUGGAGUUGGUAUAUACAAUCCUGGAUUCUGGGGCAUGAAUAUUGAACAAGGGAAGACCUAUAAAGUGGUUCUGUAUGUUCGUUCAUUGGGAUCGAUCAAUAUAUCUGUAUCAUUGACAGACUCAAAUGGAUUGCAGACAUUGGCUACUGCCAACAUUAUAGCUUCUGCUUCUGAUGUUCUCAACUGGACAAAGGCAGAGGUUUUAUUGGAAGCCCAAGGAACAAAUCAUAAUUCCAGACUUCAAUUGACAACAUCCCAGAGAGGUGUAAUAUGGUUUGAUCAAGUUUCAGCUAUGCCCUUAGACACAUACAAGGGGCAUGGUUUCCGAAAUGAGCUUGUUGAAAUGCUUGCAGACAUAAAACCUCGGUUUAUCAGAUUUCCAGGUGGCUGUUUUGUUGAAGGUGAAUGGUUAAGAAAUGCAUUUCGAUGGAAGGAAACAAUUGGACCAUGGGAGGAGAGACCUGGGCACUUUGGUGAUGUUUGGAUGUAUUGGACUGAUGAUGGACUUGGUUAUUUCGAGUUUCUUCAACUAGCAGAAGAUCUUGGUGCAUUGCCAGUAUGGGUAUUCAACAAUGGAAUCAGCCAUCAGGAUCAAGUUGAUACCUCCACCAUUUCACCUUUCGUGCAAGAAGCUCUUGAUGGAAUUGAGUUUGCUCAAGGUGAUUGUGGUUCUAAAUGGGGCUCAAUUCGAGCUGCAAUGGGACACCCAGAGCCUUUUGACUUGAGAUAUGUUGCUGUUGGAAAUGAGGAUUGCGGAAAGAAGAAUUAUCAAGGAAAUUAUCUCAAGUUUUAUGAUGCUAUAAAACAUGCCUAUCCUGACAUCAAAAUAAUCUCAAACUGUGAUGGUUCUUCCCGCUCUUUAGAUCACCCUGCUGAUUACUAUGAUUUUCAUGUUUAUACAUCUGCCAACAACUUGUUUUCUAUGGUGCACAAAUUUGAUCGAACCUCACGCAACGGUCCCAAGGCUUUUGUGAGUGAGUAUGCUGUGACUGGAAAAGAUGCUGGCACAGGAAGUCUUUUAGCUGCACUUGCUGAAGCUGCAUUCCUCAUUGGGCUUGAAAAAAACAGUGAUGUUGUUGAGAUGGCAAGCUAUGCACCACUUUUUGUACAUGUCAAUGACAGGAGGUGGAACCCAGAUGCAAUUGUCUUCAACUCCUCACAUCAAUAUGGAACUCCUAGCUAUUGGGUGCAACGUUUCUUUAUGGAUUCAAGUGGAGCAACUCUUCUUAAUUCUACCCUUCAAAUAAACUCCUCUACUUUACUUGUUGCAUCUGCAAUUAUUUGGCAGGACUCAGUGGAUAGUAAAAGUUACCUAAAAAUAAAGAUUGUGAACUUUGGGAGCAAUACAGUAAGUCUCAAAAUUUCUAUUGAGGGAUUGGAGGACAAUUCCAUACAGCAGUCUGGAUCAACAAAGACUCUACUCACUUCUGCUAAUCUAAUGGAUGAGAAUACCUUCAAGGAGCCAAAUAAGGUGGGGCCUAUGCAAAGUCUGCUUGACAACGCUGGCAAGGACAUGGAUGUUGUACUCUUGCCAUUUUCUUUAACUUCAUUUGACUUGUUAACAGAAGCAAACAAUAUCAGGAUCACAGAUACUGAUUCUUUCUCCAUAUCUUCAAUUUAAAAACACAAAACAACGCAGUUGUAUGGAAAAAGAAAAGAAAAAAAAAAAGAGAAACGUUUAAAUAAGCGUUUGGCCAGCAUAUUUGAUCUUUGUCAAUGUAGUUGGCAAACAUAAGAAUAUAAAUAUCUAUAUAUCUAUGCUCCUGGCUUCCAUUAUCAAGCCUGUAUAUCUUUUCCUGGACUCACUUUUUAUUGGAAUAAUUACAUUAUAGCAUUGUCAGUUUCUCUUA
Molecule: messenger RNA, 2523 nt
Organism: Hevea brasiliensis (rubber tree)
Lineage: Eukaryota; Viridiplantae; Streptophyta; Magnoliopsida; Malpighiales; Euphorbiaceae
Product: alpha-L-arabinofuranosidase 1
Exons: 18
Coding region: 270-2294 (674 amino acids)
Biological process (GO): L-arabinose metabolic process
Molecular function (GO): alpha-L-arabinofuranosidase activity
Source: RefSeq, a predicted model, not a curated record